Molecule: messenger RNA, 1212 nt
Organism: Colletotrichum aenigma
Lineage: Eukaryota; Fungi; Ascomycota; Sordariomycetes; Glomerellales; Glomerellaceae
Exons: 5
Coding region: 1-1212 (403 amino acids)
Biological process (GO): proteolysis
Molecular function (GO): serine-type endopeptidase activity
Source: RefSeq, a predicted model, not a curated record
AUGGAAUCCCUCCAGCAGCUCUUAGAGGAUGGCAUGUCCACAUCCAGAGUUAGCAACUACUCGGAUAGGGAUAAGUUGACGCUCUGCUAUAUCUUGGCCAACUCGAUGCUCUUCCUGUACCUGGGCUCCUGGCUACGUACAGCGUGGAACAGCAACAGGGUCUAUUUCAUCCAACGAGCAGGUGUUUCGGCCUUGAAACCGGUCACUUUGACGUUCCCCUAUUUAUCUGUCGAAAUACAAGAUAAGCAAGAUACUACUAGCACGUCAGAACAGCAUAUGCAAGCCCACUGCCAUCCAAGUAUCCUAGCACUCGGCAUCAUAUUCCUCGAGAUUGCCACAGGUUCCGUGUUCCCCAGGAGUUCUCAAAAACCAGUGGACGCCAGCUAUGAGCAGUGCAACGAAGACUUCCUGGAAGCUUGGAAGCAAAUGGAGAACCUAGAGAAAGGGCGAAGAUACAUACCCUCUGCUCUCCGCAAAGUCAUCAGGGCUUGCAUUGACUUGAAGCCGCCGCCUAACAUACCGAGCACCAGUCUGACGGAAGAGGGCCCAAUACGCCAGUACAUCCUAUCAUGUAUCAUUCUUCCACUGGCAUCAGAGCUGGUGGAUGGUUACAACAUUCGCUUAGAGGAGUUACGCACGGCGCUGGAGAAAGAGCUGAAAGGCCUCGAAAAGGUUGAGGAAGCAAGCACCAAAACAUCAAUCAAGCAGCCGCUGGAAAGUUGUAGCCGCAGUCUGGCAACGGUACCCGAAGUGGAAACAGCGUUGCACGCUCAGGCUGCGAGGGGACAUGACCCAUGUCUCAUGGCAGAUGGUGAUGAGAGAGAAAUAACAGUCAACGAAGAAGCGACCAAGAGAACAAAGGAGUGGUUCGAGUACCACGAAGACGUCCUUUCCCGAGCCAAACAGUUGCGCAACUGGCAUAGAGUUGAGUUCAGAACACCGAGAAUUGUACACUUCGAGCCGAGGAUCAAGUACAAGAGCUGGGUAGACGGACACGCCGACUGCCGAGACGAUGUUGGCCACGGGACGCAUCUAACCAUCCUCCUGCGGAAGGUCGCGCCAAACGCCGAGAUUCAUACCGCCAGAGUAUUCAAAAGCAGGCCUAAAGGCGACAAGUCUGCGCUAAUUAUUGCUGAGGCGCUUCGAUAUGCCGUCAGCGUCUGGGAAGUCGAUAUCGUCGUAAUGUCCUUUGGUUUCUUUGACAACAAUUAA